Messenger RNA from Radiomyces spectabilis, 458 nucleotides. RefSeq names its product mitochondrial ATP synthase epsilon chain-domain-containing protein. The transcript has 3 exons. The coding region runs from base 110 to 307 and encodes 65 amino acids. Gene Ontology annotation, molecular function: proton-transporting ATP synthase activity, rotational mechanism. The record is from RefSeq and is a predicted model, not a curated record. Gene Ontology annotation, biological process: proton motive force-driven mitochondrial ATP synthesis. Gene Ontology annotation, cellular component: mitochondrial inner membrane. Lineage: Eukaryota; Fungi; Mucoromycota; Mucoromycetes; Mucorales; Radiomycetaceae.
AUUUUAUCAGCCUCUUAUGACGUUGUUUCUAAAACGCCUGCAGUCGGCUUUUAUUUGGGCUAAAAAAUAGUUUGCUUCGAUAACUUUCUUUCAUCGUUUUUCUUUCAUCAUGUCUGCCUGGAAAGCUGCCGGUUUUUCUUACCUUCAAUACGCCAACAUUUGCGCCAAGGCCCUCCGCAAUUCCUUGAAGGAAGAUCUUCGCACUGUGGCUGCUCAGCGCGAUCGUAAUGGUCUCAAAUUCGCUAAAUGGGAAAAGGGCCAGCAGAAGGAACAACGCUUUGUCGCCACCAACUCCAAGACCGAAUAAAAAUGGAGUGUCAACGGUCUAGCAACUCCGUGAUGCUAAAAUAGUCGGCGACCAGGGUAGCAUCUGUUUAUAUAUCUUCUUAAGCUUCGUCCAAUUGAAACGAAAACGAAUCUUCAUAAAAGAACAAAAACAAAAAAAAGUCAUUUUGCAU